Solea senegalensis (Senegalese sole) is the source of this 2554-nucleotide messenger RNA. It is a transcript of the gene rrn3, whose product is annotated as RRN3 homolog, RNA polymerase I transcription factor. Gene Ontology annotation, molecular function: RNA polymerase I core binding; RNA polymerase I general transcription initiation factor activity. The record is from RefSeq and is a predicted model, not a curated record. The transcript is spliced from 17 exons. The coding region runs from base 551 to 2317 and encodes 588 amino acids. Gene Ontology annotation, biological process: transcription initiation at RNA polymerase I promoter. Gene Ontology annotation, cellular component: nucleus. NCBI's taxonomy places the organism in Eukaryota, Metazoa, Chordata, Actinopteri, Pleuronectiformes, Soleidae.
GUCUUGGAAUGGAACGGUUGGGGCUGCUUAUUUUGGUACCACGUACUGUACCAAACUGAACCAUUCCACUUAAGGCCAGAAGUGUAACACCCACACAGCUCUCUAAAUGAGUAAUGCGAGUGAUGUGUUCAUAACAGCAGUAAUACACCAGGAAAUAGCUUAUCUUAUGUGGAUUCACAUCUAUUUUCGGACCCUGACCUAAUACUGGACUCCAUGAUCGUUGGAGCUUGGAGAUAUUGGUCAGUGAAGAUGCUUAAAUUUGUUGCAGCAACCAAAAUGUAACAGAAUAUAAAUAUGUAAUGUGCUGGUGACAGUUUUUAGUGCACAGGCUGUGAUCAAAGGUGCAGCAGGCCUUCUCGUCCACACCCACAGUGAUAACAAGCUGAGUCUGACCUUUGGAACCAGCUGCGUUUAUCACAAACCUGAGAGCUGCGCUCUGAAGAAACACCUUUACAAAGAAGGAAAAGUGUUUCAUUGUGAUAUCAUCUUCAGGAUCAUUCUGGUACUGUUCACAUUCACAAUAAAGGAUAGAAUCUGAUAUGAUCCAAAUAUGGGAGACAUAAGUGAUUAUGAACUGCUGAAGCAUCAGCUGGCUGAUCCUGACAUAAAGGAUGCUCAGAUCAUCAGCUGGCUGCAGGAGUUUCGCAGUUGUAUGACUCAGCUAACCAAAGACCACGAGCAGCUCAUCUAUACUGUCUUGAGGGUUCCAUGGGUUGGCCGCAGCCAAGCUGUGGUGGAGGAGUACAUGACCUUCCUCAGUAACCUGGUCUCAGCGCAGACUGUGUAUCUGUGCGCUUGCCUCAAGAUGGUGGUCUCCCAUUUCACUCCCAAGCAAGUGAGCAUCUGUGAAGGAGGAGUGGAGAUCUCUGAUACGGAUGAUGAAGAUGAAAACCUGCCUCGGAACUUUGAUCGGUGUCACCAAGCGUUACAGCUCAUCACCAGAUAUGUUCCAGCCACGAGUCGCUUUCUGAUGCCCAUAGUACAGGACAAGUUCCCGUUCAUAACCAAGUCCUCCAGAACGCUGGAGUGUUACGUCCACAACCUCCUGAGAAUGACCGUGUACAUACCGUCUGUUCGACGAGACGUGCUGGAGGUGAUCAUCCAAAAGAUGCUUAAACUGGAUGUGAGUGCAUCCCGGUCAGACAUCGAUGAGGCAGAGGAGAACGCAGUGCAGAGACUCAGGGCAGAGGAGCAGAGUGAAGAGGGCCUCUUUGACAUGGAUGAAGAUGUGGCCGCAGCUCAGCCCUCCAGCUCGACUGUCACGGCCCAUCCAGUGGCACAGAGGCUGGACACUCUGAUGGCUGUGAUGAUGGCUUACAUCAAAGACGUCUGUCACCACAAUGGCGCUCUUCAUGUGGAGAGGACUAAGGAUCUGUACAGAGAUUUGCUGAGUGUGUUUGACAAACUCAUCCUGCCAACACACGCUUCUUGUCACGUGCAGUACACCCUCUUCUACCUCUGCAGCUUCAGAAUGGCUCUGGCAGAGGCCUUCCUGGAUCACCUGUGGAAGAUCCUGCAGAGCCCCUCUCAGCCUGCUGUCCUCCGCCAGGCUGCUGCUGGAUAUCUGGGAAGCUUUCUGGCCCGAGCCAAGUUCAUUCCUGUGCUCACUGUGCGAGCCUGUCUGGACCUGCUGCUCUCCUGGAUCCAUCGCUACAUUGACAGCCAGGACAGCGGUGGUAAACAGGCGUUCUGUGACAUCAGCCUGCACGGACCCUUUUAUUCUGCCUGCCAGGCCGCAUUUUACACACUCAUCUUCAGGCACAGAGCCAUGCUGGAGAGCAACAUGAAGAAAGGCCUGGAGUACCUGCAGAGUCUGAACCUGGAGCGUGUGGUCAUGUGUCAGCUGAACCCUCUCAAAGUCUGCCUGCCUUCAGUCACCAGCAUGUUUGCAGCCAUCACCAGGAAGUAUCAGGUGGUGUUCUGCUACACCAUCAUAGAGAGGAACAACCGCCAAAUGCUGUCAGUGGUGCGCAGCUCUGCAGGAGGAGACUGUGUGAGCACCAACACCAACCCUCUGGACAGCUUCUUCCCAUUUGACCCUUACCUUCUCAAGAGGUCUGGUCAGCUCGUUGAGCCACUCUACCAGGUGUGGGAGGAGCUGGCAGACAUGGAGGUGGCUCCUGCUAAGACAAACACACAGCGCUCCAGAGAGGACGAAGACGACUUCCUGUGUGGGGAGACUCCACAGGGCGAUGGCAUUGUGGGAAUGACUCCGAGCUCCUACGACUCCAACCUGCGCAGCCCGAGCAGCGUGGGAUCACCGCCCUUCAUCUUCCAGAAAGCUCUCACGUCUGCCAACAUGGACGUCACGUACUGAUGCUGGAUGGUGACAAAUCUCACAGAACAGAAACGGAAAAGACGAGAACUCUGUUUAGACACAAAUGUGUCAGAUAACGGUCUUGUCAACACAUGUACUCGACAGUUUUUAUUAUUGCAUUUGAAUAGAAAUUGUAAAUAUAAAAGUUAUUUUACAGGAGCCUGUGGCUGACUAACACAUUACUUACUGUAUAUAUUCUGAGAAUAAAGUCAUGGAACUGCAGCGUCAGUCUGUCAA